Molecule: messenger RNA, 3706 nt
Organism: Cyphomyrmex costatus
Lineage: Eukaryota; Metazoa; Arthropoda; Insecta; Hymenoptera; Formicidae
Product: xanthine dehydrogenase/oxidase-like
Exons: 16
Coding region: 16-3684 (1222 amino acids)
Molecular function (GO): oxidoreductase activity; iron ion binding; 2 iron, 2 sulfur cluster binding
Source: RefSeq, a predicted model, not a curated record
CGAGGCACUAAAGCGAUGUGUUAUGAAGGUGAUUGCGGUGCCUGUAUCGUAAAUGUAAAAUUCAAGAACAAAAGUAUAGCUGUGAAUUCAUGUCUUGUACCAGUACUGAUCUGUGACAGAUGGAAUAUUUAUACGAUUGAAGGUAUAGGAAACAAGUCAGACGGUUAUCAUAUGAUUCAAGGUAUGCUUGCUGACAUGAAUGGUUCGCAAUGUGGAUAUUGCUCACCUGGCAUGGUGAUGAAUUUGUAUAGUCUCCAGUUAAAAGAAGGUAUGACUAUGAAGCAGAUUGAAAAUUCAUUUGGUGGCAACAUUUGUCGAUGCACUGGAUAUCGCGCAAUUUUGGAGGCUUUUAAGAUAUUUGCCAUCGAUAAUGUUUCAAUGGAAUCGAAGGCUGUUCACGACAUUGAGGAGUUACUUAAGACUAAAGUUUGCCAUCCCCGGCAAAAUUUGUAUCCCCGUUUGUAUCCUCACAAAAUGCCACGUGUACGUACUUGCUACGAUAAGCAGCAUUUUGAUGGAAUCACAAUGUUGAGCAUAAAAUUAGAGGACGCGUACUUUUACAAAGUUACGACAGUCGAGGCUCUAUUUGAGUUAUUAAAAAGCAAUCCACAGGCAACGUAUAUAUUGAAUGGAGGAAAUACUGCACAUGGUAUUUAUCGUUCGGGCAAGAGAGAUAUGUACAUUGAUAUAAACGACAUUCCAGGCAUGAGUAACAUUACAAAAACUGAUUCGACUUUGGUGCUAGGAGGAAAUGUAACCCUUACCAUAGCAAUGCAGACAUUUGAAAAAUAUUCAAAAGAAAGCGGAUUUAAAUAUCUAGGUCAAUUGAAAAAGCACAUGAAAAUGAUCGCAAAUGUUCCCGUACGAAAUAUUGGUACCAUAGCAGGGAAUUUAAUGUUAAAAUACGAGCACAAAGAGUACCCAUCCGAUUUGUUUUUGAUAUUACAGACUCUCGGUACGCAGGUACACAUCCUGGAAAGUCCCUCUCAAAUGCAAACUAUACAUCUGUGGGAAUUUUUGAAUCUUGACAUGCAUCAUAAAGUCAUUUAUAGCGUUGUAUUACCACAGCUUACUGAUCUGCACAUAUACAGAUUCUAUAAGAUCAUGCCUAGAGCACAGAAUGCUCGCACUCACGUCAACGCAGGCAUUCUUUUCAAAAUCGAUACCGACGGCAAAGUUUUGGAAUUACCUAACAUUAUCUUUGGUGGCAUCAAUAAGGAUUUUUAUCACGCAAGUGGCACGGAGAUUCUAUCGAUGGGAAAAAAUCUCUUUGACCAGCAAGAUUUAAAGUCACUGUUACAAAUGUUAUCUCAGGAUCUACAACCUGAUCAUACGCUCCCGAAUUACUCAUCGGAAUUUCGCAAGACUCUUGCCAUAGGAUUAUUUUACAAGUUUAUGUUAAGCAUCCAACCGGAGGUGAACUAUUUUUAUCGUGCUGGUGGCACGUUAUUAAAACGAAGUCUCUCUUCAGGUAAUCAAGAGUACGAUAGUCAUUCAGACGAGUGGCCAGUGGGUAUGCCUACACCAAAGUUAGAAUCUUAUGAACAGGCAGCAGGUGAAGUCCAAUAUUGCAAUGAUCUGGGUCCAUAUCAUGGAGAAGUGUUUUGCGCUUUCGUUGUUACCAAAAUCGGUAAUGGCAAGAUCAUGUAUAUAGACGCAAGAAAGGCGCUUAAAAUGAAGGGCGUAGUAGAUUUCUUCAGCGCCGAUGAUGUACCGGGAAAGAAUUUGUGCAUUUCUGCCGCCAGUAAGUUGACGUCCUUGCCAGAGGAUGAAUUGCUGUUCGCCGAAAAGGAUGUUUUGUACGCCGGCCAACCGGUUGGCGUAAUUGUCGCGGAAACGCAAAAUUUAGCGAAUGAGGCUGCGGAUUUGGUACAAAUUACAUAUAGCGCAGAGAAACAUCCAGUAAUAAGUAUUGAGGAUGCUAUUAAUGCGAAUGAUAAAACUAGAAUCAGGGAAAGCGUCAAUAUUCCAGCAAAGAGGAAAGGAACCGAUAUUAAAUACGUAAUAAAGGGUGUCUUUCAAUGCGGUAGUCAAUAUCACUAUACCCUAGAAACUCAAUCCUGCGUAUGCGUUCCUGUGGAGGGUAAUAUGAACGUCUAUCCAUCGUCACAAUGGAUGGAUCUCAUUCAAGUAUCGAUCGCUAAUUGUCUUAAUGUCCGGAGUAAUAGUAUCAAUGUGCAUGUCAAUCGACUUGGUGGUUCGUAUGGAUCAAAAAUCUCACGCAACGCGCAAAUUUCAUGUGCUUGCGCAUUGGUAUGUCAUAAACUGAAUCGUCCAGCGCGAUUCGUCACGACGAUAGAGAGCAAUAUGCAAUCGAUAGGCAAAAGAUGUUCUGCGCGACAAGAAUAUGAGAUAGGGGUAAACAACAACGGAGUUAUACAGUAUCUGGACUCGAGACAUUGGAGCAACUGUGGGUCUAGUUUCAAUGAAUCACAGGCUGCUAUGGUAGCUUCUUACAUGCAAAGCUGCUAUUUAACCGAUACUUGGAGGUUCACUGGAUUCGACGUGAGAACCGAUUUACCGUCUAACACGUUUUGUCGGGCGUCAGGAUCUACGGAAGGAGUUGCUAUAAUCGAGAAUAUGAUGGAACAUAUUGCAAAAGUGACACGAUUAGAUUCUGUACAAGUCAGAUUGGUAAACAUGAAUAAUGUGGAUAAACCUGUUUUAACAGGUAUGAUGGAUGAUUUGAGGGCAAAAUCCAAUUAUGUGAAGAUCAUGGAUGAUACUCAGAACUUCAAUAGAAUCAAUCGUUGGAAGAAAAAGGGAAUUGCUCUGGUACCAAUGAAAUACUUGAUAACAGAUGGUGAAGGGCAAUACAACGCAAUGGUGUCGAUUUGUGCUCGCGAUGGUACGGUAUGCGUGACGCAUAGCGGUAUUGAGAUCGAUCAAGGUAUACAUACGAAGAUAACUCAAGUAGCAGCUCGUACAUUAAAAAUCAAAAUUAACAAAAUCAACAUUAAACCAAGCAGUAAUUUAACGGCACCCAACGCUUCAACUACAGGACACGGCAUUACGACGGAAAACUGCGGAUACGCAACGGAACAAGCUUGCAUACAAAUUUUGGAGAAACUCGAGCCAAUAAAGAAAAAAAUGGGAGAAACGACGUGGGAGAAACUUAUUUUUGAAGCGUAUCGAGAAGGCAUUGAUUUGUGCGAACGUUACAUGCUGGUCAAUGGACCCAUGGAAGACAAGAAAUCUUACCCUGUUUACGGUGUUACCAUUGCCGAAAUAGAAAUCGAUGUGCUGACCGGUCAGCAUGUUAUUAGAAGAGUUUAUUUGAUGAUUGAUACUGGUCUAAGCUUGAAUCCACUAAUUGAUGUCGGUCAGACGGAGGGAGCUUUCGUGAUGGGAAUAGGAUUCUGGACUUCUGAAGAUCUGGUGUAUGAUCCUAAAACAGGAAUAUUAAUGAAUAACAAAUCAUGGAAUUAUAAUGCACCAGGCGCGAAGGAUAUUCCUGAAGUUUUUCAUGUAUACUUACGCAAUAAGGCUAUCUACGGUUCAAAAUCGAUCAAUGAAGCACCGCUUUGUAUGAGUUACGUAAUUCCAAUAGCGAUCCGCAAAGCAUUGGAAUCUGCUCGAAUAGAUGCAGGAAAUUACAAAUGGUAUCAAUUAGAUGGACCGUGUACUACCGAACGUAUACUUCUAAAUACUUUAACUAAAGUAGACAUGAUGGUUUACGAGUGAAGAAAUUUAGGAAUUGUUCACA